Oncorhynchus keta (chum salmon) is the source of this 688-nucleotide messenger RNA. RefSeq names its product calmodulin-like protein 4. The record is from RefSeq and is a predicted model, not a curated record. Lineage: Eukaryota; Metazoa; Chordata; Actinopteri; Salmoniformes; Salmonidae. Gene Ontology annotation, cellular component: myosin II complex. The transcript has 5 exons. Bases 208 to 669 code for a protein of 153 amino acids. Gene Ontology annotation, molecular function: calcium ion binding.
AAGGUAGUGAUUAGUAUCACAAGUAUUUGAUAGAAGAGAAAGGGAGAGGAUAAUAUGAUACCUUGGAUCCACUAUCUCAGUUUCCACAGCAACCGGUAUUAAAUAACAUGUACUCUGUGGUGGACUUUGAACCGGCAGGCAGAUGGGUGUGGAGACAGGUAAGGUAAGCCAUUUGCAUUCCAGGAAGAGAGAUCUCUGACUACAGACAUGGCUAAAUUCCUGUCAGGAACUCAGAUCAACGAGUUCAAGGAAUGUUUCUCCUUGUAUGACAAGAAGCGCAAGGGGAAGAUUGAAGCCAAGGACCUGAUCACAGUUAUGCGCUGUCUGGGGACGAGUCCCACCUUCGGUGAGAUCGACCGACACCUGCAGGUCCACAAGAUAGAAAAGAAGGGCGAGCUUGACUUCUCCACCUUCCUGACCAUGAUGCACCGGCAGAUCCAGCAGGAGGACCCCAAGGCGGAGAUCCUGGAGGCCAUGAGGAUGACGGACAAGCAGAAGAAGGGCUACAUCCUGGCCUCGGAGCUCCGGGCCAAGCUCACCAAGCUAGGAGAGAAGCUGACUGAUAAAGAAGUGGACGAGCUGUUCAGAGAAGCCAACGUGAAGUCUAAUGGCAACGUGCACUACGAGGAGUUCACCAGGAUGGUGACACUACCGUCAGUGGAUUACUGAGGGACAGGAGGGAGAUGAC